UUUGCAUUGCAGUGUAGGUGGAGAUAUGGGUCCCUUUCCCGUGUGCAUUGAAUUACUGGGGCGCUCCCUCCCGUGCUGGUCCUAUUAUUUACCUGCUGUGUGUUGUGGCUGCUUGCUUGGUGCUGAGAGGAUAGAGGAGAGAAUACUAGGGAUUCUUGUAUUCAUUUGCGGGCUGUGAGCUGAGUUGGUGUACCUCCGAAGAAGUUCUCCAGUGAGCUGUGGUGGCUGUUCUUGCCUCCUGGGUUUGCUGCAUUCUGAGCUGUAGUUCGGAUUUGCUUCAAGUUCGGCACUCUCAACCUGCUAAAGCCCCGUUUCCUUCUUGAAGUUCGCCGUGGUUUUGUUCUGCCUACUGCGUUUCUGGCAAAUUGGGAUUUGGGAACUUUGGAGCGCAUGGGUUCUCUCCAAGGAAGCAUUGCGCAACUACAUUGCUCCACCUUGGGCCUUUCUGAGCAUUACUAGCUGUGCCGAAAUUCUGACCAUGUCGGUUUGGAAGUGAUAAAGUUUACCAAAAUACCUAUCCAAUUGAGGAAGGAUAAUACUAGCUGAGCUCCAAUGGCUUGGCACCUUAGUAUCCUUGUCAUGGCGACAACCUGUUUGAUGUUAUUCCCAGUAAGCAAGCAGUCUUCAAAGAUUGAGCUGCUGCAGCAGCUCAGGAAGCAGCUAGAGUAUCCCAGGCAGUUAGAUGCAUGGGGUAGCCCAAGCAGUGACCCGUGCUACACUCAGCCCACUGCGGUGCUUGCGGUCACCUGUGAGGGAAAUGCCAUCACAGAGCUUAAGAUCAUUGGCGAUAGGAUCACCAAGCCACCAAAAUUCAGUGGCUAUUCUGUUCCCAAUGUCACCCUCUCAGAAUCCUUCAUUCUUGAUUCGUUUGUUACUACAUUGGCAAGGCUAACUACCCUGAGAGUUGUUAUUCUGGUGUCUUUGGGCAUAUGGGGCCCUCUCCCGGAUAAGCUUCACCGCUUAUCUUCGCUUGAAGUACUUGAUUUGAGCUCCAAUUUUCUGUAUGGUUUGAUCCCUCCCAAGCUAUCAGUCAUGUCGAAGCUACAUACUGUGACACUGGAUGGUAAUUACUUCAACGGAAGUGUGCCAGAUUGGCUUGACUCAUUCUCGAACCUUACUGUUCUUCGGUUGCAGAGUAACCGGCUGAUGGGGUCCAUACCAGCAUCAAUUGCCAAAGCUACCAUGCUUACAGAGCUCGCGCUUGCUGGCAAUAGCAUAUCGGGUGAUGUUCCAAAUUUAGGCAACCUAAGUAAACUUGAGAUGCUGGAUUUUAGGGACAAUGAGUUGGAUGGAGAGCUUCCUGAGAUGCCUACAGCAGUAGUAACAAUCUUACUUAGCAAAAAUUCACUUAAAGGUGAAAUUCCUGAGCAGUUUGGUCAGUUGAACCAGCUUCAGCACAUUGAUCUCUCGUUCAACUUUCUUGUGGGGAGUCCUCCUGUAAAAUUGUUUGCUCUCCCUAACAUCAGUUACUUGAACUUGGCCGCAAAUAUGCUCAGUGGAUCACUCUCGAGUAGUUUAACAUGCAGCAGCACCCUAGGCUUUGUGGAUUUGUCCACUAACCGACUCACAGGUGAUCUUCCUAGUUGUCUAAAUGGUAAUUUGAAUAACAAGGUUGUUAAGUUUGAGGGUAAUUGCUUUAAAGUUGACCCUGCCCACCAGCAUGAAGGUAAAUAUUGCCAACAAUCUCAUAAGUGGAGAGGAUCAAGCAAGGAUGUUGGAUUUGUAGUCACUGUUGUCUGCAUAUUGUUUAUUGUGCUUGUGGUUUUUCUGGUGUUAAUGGUUUCCAAUAAAAGAAGCUGUCAGGAAGUUCUGUCAAAACAACUGUUCCUGCAAAAGCAUACCCAAGAUAAUUCGACUACAGGAAUGUCCUCAGAACUGCUGGUGAAUGCAAGGUGUGUACCGCAAGCUGUCAAGUUAGGAACACAUAUACAGCCAUCGCAUCGCAUGUUUUCUUUAGAAGAACUAAAGGAAGCAACCAAAAUAUUUGAACGGUCAGCAUUUCUAGGCGAGGGAGCAAUUGGAAAGCUUUACAAGGGAAAACUAGAGAAUGGGACCCUGAUUGCCAUAAGAUGCUUGGCAUUGCACCAGCGAUAUUCAAUUAGGAAUCUAAAGCUCCGUUUAGAUCUCCUUGGAAAGCUUCGCCAUCCUAAUCUUGUUUGCCUGUUGGGGCACUGCAUUGACAGCACAAUUGAUGAAUCAAGUGUGAAGAGGGUUUUCCUUGUAUAUGAAUAUAUGCCUGGUGGAACUCUGGCUUCUUAUCUUUAUGCCUCUAGUCCAGAGAAGACUCUAAAGUGGUGUCAUAGGCUGCAGGUGCUAAUUGCCAUAGCUAAGGCUGUUCAUUUCCUACAUACAGGAAUAGUUCCUGGUUCCUUGUAUAAUCGGCUAAAGACUUCUAGUAUUUUGCUUGACGAACACCUUUCGGCAAAGUUGAGCGACUAUGGAUUAUCCAUAAUUACAGAGGAGAUAUACAAACAUGAGGUAAUAGGAGAAGGGAAAAGAUACUUGCAAAAUAAUGCUGCAGAAACGGAAAAUUCGGAGGAUGAUGUAUACUCUUUUGGUUGUAUUAUACUCGAAGUCCUUAUGGGCUCAAAAUUGCAUGAAAAGGGUGAUCCUUCUGUUUUGAAAGAUCUGAUUGUGUCAAUAUCAAGCCUGGAAGAGUGCUGUGAAGUUUUGGAUCCAGUCGUUAUUGGCACUUCUUCACAGGAUUCCUUAUCUGCGGUGGUUUCAAUAAUGAUAAAAUGCAUGUCCGUCGAGUGCUCAACCCGUCCUUCCAUGGAAGAGGUUCUCUGGAACCUGCAAUAUGCUGCCCAAGUCCAGGUGACAGCUGAUGGCGACUAGUAAUUAGAAGUUCCCUCACAAGCUUGCUAGCAUGGAAACAGCUCGAAAUUGUAAUCCAGGGUGGAUCAAAGAUGAUAGGGAACAAAAACCAUCGGUUCAUGUUUAUAUGAUCUUGAUGUGAAUUGUGGGGAUCGAUGAUUGGACUCGGCUAACUGUUGGCCAUCCUGCAUUUGAUCUCUCCAUCGCUGCUAGUCUUUGCUUCCAAAUGGUUAAAUAA
Molecule: messenger RNA, 3055 nt
Organism: Panicum virgatum (switchgrass)
Lineage: Eukaryota; Viridiplantae; Streptophyta; Magnoliopsida; Poales; Poaceae
Product: probable inactive leucine-rich repeat receptor-like protein kinase At3g03770
Exons: 9
Coding region: 553-2838 (761 amino acids)
Biological process (GO): protein phosphorylation
Molecular function (GO): protein kinase activity; ATP binding; protein binding
Source: RefSeq, a predicted model, not a curated record